Molecule: messenger RNA, 258 nt
Organism: Penicillium lagena
Lineage: Eukaryota; Fungi; Ascomycota; Eurotiomycetes; Eurotiales; Aspergillaceae
Exons: 2
Coding region: 1-258 (85 amino acids)
Source: RefSeq, a predicted model, not a curated record
AUGGUUCUGAAGUCGUGUGUUGGCAUCGAAUGCACUCACCCCUGGCUUCAAAUCCACCCUCAAGGCGAGGUGGAGACACUGAAUAAUGCACUGAACCCAAAGUAUGACCGGUUCUACGAGUCUCAACCCAAGGUCGCAUUUUCUGCAUGCAAAUUGGGGUAUUUAAUCGAACAUGAAGGCCCUCAGUCGGUGAUGAAGUAUUCUGAAGAUUGGAAUGAACUGGGACUCCCUGGGACGCUCUUUGUGAAUACGCACUAA